UGUAUUUGGAGAACAUACGGCUACCGGUACUACUCUAUGUCUGUGUCUGUACGUAUUCACCGUAGCUACGUAUACUUGCUGCAUCAAGAAAGAGCCUGAACAGAUUGCUACUGUGCAUCAUAUUGCUGGUAUUGGUACAAACUGGUCUCUUUCGCUUUCACAAAGACAAUUAACGAAGACCAAGCUAGUGUCAUGGACAAAGAAAUGCAUCGUGAUGACGUCCAUGACGGUCCAGCGUUCAGUCUAACUGGAGCCAUUAUACCAAACUACGUUCCCGUCGAGUUUUCGGUGGAUGAAUGCAGAGCAGCCAGCAUAGUACCGUGUGAACACAAAGGUCUAGUACAAUUUGGACAACCAAAUGGCUAUCCUGCAGUCACCUGGUCGGAUUGGUCCAAAUCUGCAAGUUUAUCUCCUCUUGGAAUUCCUUCGUUCGACGACCAACCUGACUUUAGUACUGAACUCGGUAUAUUGGCUCAGCAUGGAUGGAAGGUGACCCGAAAUAAGGUUUGCAUUCAGGCAGACACUCAGCUGCACUGCGGUACCGAUCUAGAUAAAAGUAAAUGGGGAGACAAUUUCGUUUUCGCUUUCUUUCAAACGCUGGAAUUUUCAUCAACCUGCAUGAGGUACAAGGACUCAAAAAACGAAGACAACACUGUUUCUAUUGCAAAGAAAUACACACCCAACUACUUUCCAAUAUUGGAUGUCAAUACGUUUGAUGGACAAGAAUUUGUGAAUCCUGAGAAAAGAGACUGGGUUCCUUAUUAUUCAGCAGUCUCUAAAGUAGGCCUAGCAGGAAUGGUAAAAAACAUAGAAGAAAGAAGAAACACAAAAGAAGAGCCAGCAACCAAUCAAGCCUUGUCAGCAUUAAUUAGCAUGGGAGACAUGCCAUCUGUUGAUGUACCUCAAUCACUUGAUUAUAAUGGAAGUUGUUUCGCUUCUCCAUUGCUCAAAGAUAAGAAUUUGUGUGAUGCUACAGAUAAGAUUCUUUUUGUUCUCAGUUCAGUUGAACAUCAUGAACGAUAUCGUUCUUGGCUAGCAGUACAUGAUAAAAAUUCAGGAACAGUGUGGCCAUUGACCGUGUUUGAAUGGUACUUUGAUGUCAGCGCACAUGCCCAGGGUGAAAAGCUGGUCUUUGAUGAUGGCACUCCAAAAACACCAACAACGCCCAAAAUAUACACCAUAAAUGAUACUUCUCUUCCUACGUUUCCACAUCAGGUACUAAAGACAAGCAUUGAUGGAAAGUACACUGUUGCCAAUGAUCAAGAUAUGAACAAUUGGGAAAGAGUAUAUUGCAGCUAGCUUAAUUGGACUUGUAUGGCUUCUCCUGUUCAUUAAAAUGGAAUCAGUUUUGUCAGUUUAAAGUUAUUAUAAUUGCUGAUCUUAUUUAUAUAACUACACAA
Molecule: messenger RNA, 1400 nt
Organism: Corticium candelabrum
Lineage: Eukaryota; Metazoa; Porifera; Homoscleromorpha; Homosclerophorida; Plakinidae
Exons: 1
Coding region: 193-1299 (368 amino acids)
Source: RefSeq, a predicted model, not a curated record